This is a messenger RNA of Schizophyllum commune H4-8, 972 nucleotides long. RefSeq lists its product as uncharacterized. Bases 1 to 972 code for a protein of 323 amino acids. The record is from RefSeq and is a predicted model, not a curated record. Lineage: Eukaryota; Fungi; Basidiomycota; Agaricomycetes; Agaricales; Schizophyllaceae. The transcript has 2 exons.
AUGAAGUGCUUUGAUAAGCUGUUCGGCCGUCACCCACAGCAGCCGUCGUCGUCUGCCACACGUCCUCUGCAUCCUCAGCUGCGAAAGGAGCCUUCGGUCUCGCAACUUAACCCUGCCCGUAUACAGCAGCGGCGCCCAUUGGACCGCAAGCUGCACGGUAGCAGGAGCUUCGACAAGCUGAACCGCAUGGGUCGCGAACGCAGAAGCUCCAGCGCGCAUGCACCGUAUCCUCUGUAUACCCCCAUCCCCACGACCACCUCCACCAAGCAUUGCAGUCUUCCCCCGACGCCUCAAAUUAUCCAGAUCCAUAAGCCUGCUUCCCCGACUACGCCCCUCGUGCGCCCUCGUCGUGCGUCGUAUUCAGCUGCUCCUGCUGCGGUUCAUGUCUCCACCCCCGCGCCCUUCCUGCCUCAGGAGCUCAGCGUCCCGUGGGCGAGUGUGGCAGACCUCCACCUCACCCACCGCGUCUUCCUCAGCGAUUGCGCCAACGCUCUCGCAAACGCGCCGCACGUCCGCUCCGCCACCUUCGACCACGUCCGCGCCGACGACACCAAGGUCGCCCCUUACGAGCAGCUCGUCCUCUCCCAGCGCUUCCACAUGGAAUUCGCCGCGCGCGUGCACAACCUCCAAGUCCUCCGCCUCCUCGACGUACGCUGCGACGUCUCCCGCCUCCUCGGUGCGCUCGACGCGCCCGCCCUGGCGCACCUCGAGAUCCGCUACAACCGCGCGCUCGCCAUCGACGGCGAGGAGGUCUCCGAGAUCCUCCGCUACGUGCGCAGCCACGACAAGAUGUACCGGCAGCGGAUGGGCCGCUUCCUGCAGACGGUGAAGAUUCGCGGCACGCGCAUCGAGGGCGCGCUGUACGUCUUCAGCGCGGAAUUGCUUGCCAAGGGCGGCAGCGACAGCGAGCGCCUGCGCGGCUCGCGCGACCAGUACGGCCGGAAAGUCGCCAUGGGCUUCGAUAUCGCUUGA